Messenger RNA from Aspergillus steynii IBT 23096, 1255 nucleotides. Its product is annotated as C2H2-type zinc finger protein. The transcript has 3 exons. NCBI's taxonomy places the organism in Eukaryota, Fungi, Ascomycota, Eurotiomycetes, Eurotiales, Aspergillaceae. The record is from RefSeq and is a predicted model, not a curated record. Bases 449 to 1255 code for a protein of 268 amino acids.
UCAGGUGAGCUCAGGUGACGCAGAUCUGAGUUCCGUCGCAACGGAGAAGGGCAAAAAGGCACGGAGGCAGAACCUGCGAAACGAGCAAAGAGUUCGUGUUGACGGCCCACUUGGGGCGACUAGUCGAGUUUAGCGUGGCCAGGAUGAGUGGGCUUUGACGGCAGGACCUUUCGUGUGGAGAUGCACCCGUUGCUCCUUGGCUUUGCUGCAUCUCAAGGUGUUUCCUCCCGAUGGCGCGAUCAUUAUAAAAACCCCGUCAGCCCCGUUGCGAUGCUUUCUGGAAUUAUUCUCGAAACUUAUCGACUUCCUUCAUUCUCCGAUCCUUUGCAGUCUUUUGAACACCAUCCCUUGGCUGUCCCUCCUUGACUUGACGUGCUUCACUUACUUGACCGGACUUAUCUUCCAUCUGUCUUUCUUUGGAUCUUCACCAUUCCCUCUUUCGGACAUCAUGUUCGCGCAAUACACAAUGAGCCCCAAUCUCCCAACAUGCCCUCCCAUGGAACACUCGUACUCGGCCAGCAGCGAGGACUCGAUGCAAUCCUCCCUGCCGCUCUACUAUAACUACCCUCCCUCCGCCGACUUCGAGUUGAUUUCCCAACCCACCUCCUCGCCGUCGUAUGCGCCGUCGUAUGCAUCCUCCAGCUUCAGCGCCUCCUCCUACGGCUCCCCCGCCUUCAGCUCCUGCGACUUCACGCCGCCCCUCGCCUACCCGGCCCAACAGAUGCAGGCCACCAAUGCCACAUACUUUGCGCCCCUGCAGCCCUACUGCCCCUGGACCGCCGAUCCUACUGCGACCGCCGACGUCGCCGCAAACCCAAUGGCACCCAUGGACGAGAUGAUGAUCCCCGACCUACACACGGAGGCCGACAUGGACCAACUAGAAUUCGAGCCAGAAAUGGAAAUGGAAAUGGAACAACCCUACCCCAUCUCGUCCCCCAAACCCAUGACCGACCUCCCCAUCUCCAUGCCCGUCCCCAUGUCCAUCCCCACCGACCUGCACGCCUGCCCCAACGCCGGCUCCAAGCCCUUCCCCUGCGCCGACUGCGGUCGCGCCUUCACGCGCCCCGCAGACCUCAAGCGCCACCAGUCCAGCGUCCACAACCCCGUCUUCCAGGACUGUCCGGUCGAGGAGUGUCUGCGCAAAGACAGCAACGGGUUUCCGCGACGGGAUCACCUCAUCGAGCAUUUGCGAUCGUAUCAUCAUUGGGAUGUGCCGAAGCGGAGGGCCGUGCGGAGGGGCAUGAAGGCUACUUAG